CUGAGCACCUGUCACCAGUGACUCUGGCACCAUGAAGGUUGUGAUAGUGUUGAUUCUGACUCUGCUCUCCGUGGCGGCUGCCCAGAAUGAUGACUGCGGAGAUGGCUUUUCUCUGGUGGGAUCUGCUUGCUACAAGAUUCCCGAUGAACUUCUUGGGUGGUACGAUGCCAUGGAUCACUGCAGAAAUCUAGUCCAUUCAAAUGGUAUGAAGGCGGCGUUGGCACGAGUGGAAACGUGCAGCCAGCUUCAUUCACUCUGGGAGUUCAUUAAAGGUGGAUAUCCAAUUGUCGACUACUGGCUUGGCGGGACCACCACCAUGGAUCCUUCAGGUGCCUUUAGGUGGGACUCGACUGGAGAAUUGGUGCCGAUGGGCGUGCCCUUCUGGUUUCCGGGUCAGCCCGACUUUCCAUCUACACAAGAGACAGGUCUCUCUCUUUCCAAGACCGGUUACUUCGCUGAUGAAGAAGCACAUAUUAAGCAAAAAUUCAUAUGUCAGCUGUUGUAGGUGGCCUCAUGAUUCAAAUUAAAGGAAUGACGUUGA
This is a messenger RNA of Scylla paramamosain (green mud crab), 541 nucleotides long. Its product is annotated as C-type lectin BiL-like. Bases 32 to 505 code for a protein of 157 amino acids. The transcript is spliced from 4 exons. The record is from RefSeq and is a predicted model, not a curated record. Lineage: Eukaryota; Metazoa; Arthropoda; Malacostraca; Decapoda; Portunidae.